Sungouiella intermedia is the source of this 2070-nucleotide messenger RNA. The record is from the annotation of a GenBank genome assembly. NCBI's taxonomy places the organism in Eukaryota, Fungi, Ascomycota, Pichiomycetes, Serinales, Metschnikowiaceae.
AUGAGUUUGAAUGUCCCUGACUUCCUUGGCCCGCCGCCAGGUUCCAACCAAAAUCAUAAGUCUAACUCCUCGUCUUCCCAGAAUCCUUACAAGGAAUCUUCACCUGCCAGCAGCGGAUUCCCCAACUACCAGGUACCGUUCGGCUCGCGUGACGGGCUGCGGCCCGAGUUUGACGAUCUCUUGAGGUCCAAACUAUCCACAUUAGAGAAUGACUUGGGCUCGCCCCAGUCCAGGCCUUACACGGGACUGCCGCUCUCAACAGGGAAUACUAAUGGUGGCAAUAUGUCUGGCGGCAACGGCGGUGUGUUCUCGCAGCACAAUGCACCGCCAUAUGGAGGGUUUGGUGCCUACAACCACCAACAGUUCGAUGCGUUCAACCUUCCCACCGAGUUACAGGGUGGAAUCGGCACUAUUUCGUCGCGGCGCCCAUCUUUUGCUGCAGAGUCGUUUACGCGAAGUCAUUCGGCUAAUGUAAACAACGCUGGCAACUCAGGCUCUGGAGUUGGAGGAGGAAUAGGCAGUGGAGUAGGCGUAGGCGGAGCCAACAACUCGUCGCUGUCGAAAGGUUCAUUGGCCACGUUUGCUGCCGCAAACAACUACUCCAUGAAUGCUUCGCGCCAAGGUGUGUUUGGCUAUGACCAAUUGGCCGACCUGUUUCAGAACUUCUCGUUAAAUGCCAACUUGUCUGACUUCCAGGCUCGCCGCCCGCUGCAGUUGGCGGAUCACCCACUGGUACCGCUGCACGCGUACAACACGCUUCCACAGUUCAACCACUACACGUAUCCACAGCAGCUCCAGAACUACUCACAGCCCCAGCUGUUUCUGACUCCGCCUCGAAAUGGUCCACUGGAGUUCUCCAAUCCAGUGAACAACGUCUCGCCGCUUUCUAAGGCCGCUGCAGGUCCUCCUGUGCUACCAUUCAAUAGCCAGAACAUGAGUCUGGGUCAGACUAUGAAGCUCGACAAUGGCCUCUUGUUAAAGGACCAGUACAUUAUGGCCUCGGCUGAUUUGAAAAUCAUGUACUCCUCAGUGCUGCGUUACUUUCAAGACACGAGCGUUAGUAAGGAAAUUAUGGAGAAGUUGCAGCGCUUGCUAGAGAACGAGGUGGUGGUGAAAUUGAUCACCUUCAUAAAGAACUUGAACAAUUUAACCUUCAAUCACAAAAUGCUUUGCUUGGUCAUCAACAAAAACGGAAAGUUGGAUUUGUUGUCUUAUCCCAGUAAUUCUAACAUCUUCCUCCAAGAAGAAGACUUGGUGAUUGUGGACGGGGACCGUGGUAAGGAUUUGGUGAUGAUUCUUGCGCCCUUAGUAUCACUAAACAUGGCGAUAUUGUUCAACUUCUUGAAGAAGAUUGAACAUUUGAAGUCGCUUACCAUCACAGACAAUAGUGGAGGUACAUCCGUCAAGAACAAUCACUGUGGAGGUACACACUCCACAUCUUUGAAGGCGUCUUCCAUCAUCAAUAAUCACUCCAAUGAAGACAAUGAGUUCAUUAUCACUCUUCCAACCAAGCAGGUGUUGCGUUUUGCAACCCCCAAAGAGGUGCUGAAGUUGAGCGGCAAGUUUUUGGAGGAGAAAAAGGCUUUCAUCACUUGUUUCAACAAGAUCAAGGAGCUCGGGUUAAACAAUGACUUGACCUUGAUUAAUGUGGAGUAUCAAUGCGAUUUUAAGAAGUUGAUCUUCUACUAUUUCGCGAACUUCAAGAGAAUUGACUUCAGAGGGUUAAUUAAAGAAUUGUUCAAAAUCUACAAAACACGCAUCUGGCUUUGUGCGGUGUUGCCAUAUGACCGGCCAGACUUGUACACCAGUAAUGGGAUCGAGAGUCCAAAAACCACUGCACGGGGUGAGAUUCCACGCGAGUAUGAUUUGAGCAAUGAGCAAAUUAUGAACUUCUCGGUUGCUGAGUUCGAAAACUUAUCGCUGCCCAGCUAUUUCCACCUGAAGAAUAUGCUCAACUUGAUUGACUACUUGGGAGUUGAGGUGAAAGGAAACUUCUAUGGAUUUAAUGUGGAGAAUGACGGUAAAGCUAGAUCAUUUGAUCCAUUUGGUGAUGAGAAAAGAAAACACUAA